Kockovaella imperatae is the source of this 1724-nucleotide messenger RNA. RefSeq lists its product as hypothetical. Gene Ontology annotation, molecular function: D-serine ammonia-lyase activity. The record is from RefSeq and is a predicted model, not a curated record. Bases 334 to 1626 code for a protein of 430 amino acids. The transcript is spliced from 6 exons. Gene Ontology annotation, biological process: D-serine catabolic process. NCBI's taxonomy places the organism in Eukaryota, Fungi, Basidiomycota, Tremellomycetes, Tremellales, Cuniculitremaceae.
GAGAGUGACUCGUCAGCGUAGAUGGUCAGGUAGACGACCUAUCGUUAGUUUGCUCCUCAAAGCUCGAUGGGACUGCGUCGAGAUGAGGAUAUCUUGACCGAGAGCUGCAAAAGGCAAAGGUUACGAGGUCAUGUUCCCCCCCCCCCAUUUACCCCCCAAGACGCCUAUGAGCCCAGUCACUAUGACUGCCCACAGUCUCGAGCCACAGGCCGACCUUAUCAUGUCCACUCGAGACGCUCCCAGAGAGUGGGGAAGUCAAAGUGGGGAAUACGUUCUCGGUCCAUUAUCGUUGGUCGUCCUCUUUGAGAUACCACCACCCGAACCGGCCUCGUCAUGUCCAAGUCCAAAUCCAUCGCCUCAACAUUCACACCAUUAUCCCUCCUCACUCUUCCCGAUAAGAAAGCAUUGCAAGAUGAAUUUGUCGGUAGAGACAUUUCAUCGCUCCGUACACCAGCUUUGAUCUUGGACAGGACAAAGUUCAAACAGAAUUGCGAACGGGUUACUAGCGAAGCAAAGAGGAGAGACUUGAGAUUUCGAGCUCAUGUGAAGACUCACAAGACAUCCGAGGGAGUCAGACUCCAGGUCCAAGCGGGAGGAGGGGUCAGAGCCUUGGUAUGCUCUACGAUGCCAGAGGUCUGGCAGGUCGUGGCAUCUGGUGUGGUGCACGAUGGUCUAGUCGAUGACAUUCUCUAUUCUCUGCCGAUCGGCGAAGAUAAGCUUGAGGACCUGAACGAUGUCCAGGAGAAAGUUGGUAACAAGGCUAUCGUUCGGCUCAUGAUCGAUCAUCCGGCUCAAGUAGAGGCUAUACAGAGGUUUUCAGAGAGGUUUGGCAGGAAUAAGCCGUGGUCGGUGUUCAUCAAAGUGGAUGGAGGUGGCAAGCGUGCUGGUCUCCCUCCCCAAAGUCAACAGAUGAAAGAGCUCGUCGAAGCAGUUUUGGCAUGCUCAGCUGUAUCUAUCUUUGGCUUCUACUCUCACUUUGGCCAAUCUUACGCGUCCAAGUCACUUGACAACGCUUCCGAUUACUUCAAAGGCGAAAUCGAAUGCGUCAACUCGGCUGCACAAGUGGCGCGGUCGCUCGGUGCGAAAGGCGAUUGGAUCCUCUCUGUAGGAGCUACGCCAACGGCCCACGCAGCUGUGCAAGAGACCCAUCAAGCGAUGCAGGGUCUAGAAGGCGCUUUAGAGUUGCACGCGGGCAACUAUUGCGUCUGCGAUCUUCAGCAAUACGCUACGUCCCUCGUUGCGCCUACCGACCUCGCUCUGACAGUUAUCGCUCGAGUGGUUUCGCUUUAUCCCCAUCGAAAUGAAGCCAUGUGUGAUUGCGGUGCCCUGGCUGUAUCAAAAGAUACAGGUCCAUUUGAGGGUUUUGGUCAUGUCAUUUCCCCUCCACAUGCCACCGCUUGGGACCUUGGUCGGAUCAGCCAAGAGCACGGCACGUUGACCCAUAGACCCAAGAGCAGUAAAGUCGGAGACACGAGCGAGCAACCUGGCCAAUUGAAUGUCGGGGACGUGGUCAGGAUUGUUCCUCAACACGCGUGCUUGGUCUGUGCCGGUCAUCCUUGGAUCUAUGUUGUGGAGGAUGGUGGAGAGACCGUCGUGGAUGUCUGGGUCCCGUGGAAGGGAUGGUAAUAGUAGUAUGCAUCCAGUACAGUCGACGAUUUGCGCCAACGUUACUGGUUGUCCUCUUUCACAUUUUUGCACUACUCUCCUUUGAUCUCUCAGUCUCC